Messenger RNA from Metarhizium brunneum ARSEF 3297, 1797 nucleotides. NCBI's taxonomy places the organism in Eukaryota, Fungi, Ascomycota, Sordariomycetes, Hypocreales, Clavicipitaceae. The record is from RefSeq and is a predicted model, not a curated record.
AUGGCCAGUGCUUUAAGUAAGCGCCAGCAAGCGCGCAAUGAGAAGGCUCUCCAAGACCUUGUCCACCAUGUCCCGGGCAACAAUUUAUGCGCAGACUGUCACGCGAGGAACCCAGCUUGGGCAUCAUGGAGUUUGGGCGUUUUCCUAUGUAUGCGCUGUGCUGCGAUACACCGAAAGCUAGGGACUCAUAUCUCCAAAGUCAAGUCGCUGAGUAUGGACAGCUGGUCCAACGAGCAGGUUGAUAACAUGCGCAAAGUUGGCAACGUUACUUCGAACCAGAUUUACAACCCCGAGGGUCGAAAAGCACCGGUACCGAUUGACGCGGACGAGGCGGACUCGGCCAUGGAGCGUUUUAUUCGCCAGAAGUACAUUCAUAAUGUCGCCGUCAAGUCCGGCACGCCGCGAAGCCGAGGAUCCGACGAAGGUACACCCCCGCCGCUGCCGCCCAAGAACUCGACAAAAUUCGGAUUCAGAUCAGCUUCGUCUAUUUUCCCCCUAACGUCUCGCGCAAAGAAGGAGCAGCGAGUGCUAGGCGGUUCGAAUGGCAGCGCAGUGCCGUCCCCGACAUUGCCGAAUAAACCUUCUAGGCUUUUCGGGGCCACCGUCGAUUAUGCUGCACCGGAUGAAACCGACAAGAAACUGACAAGACUUUAUGAAAUGGGGUUUCAGGAUCCUCAGCGUAAUGCCAUCGUUCUUAAAGGUGUCAACGGCAAUCUGGACCAGGCGGUUGAGGCUUUGGUCCGACUAGGAGAAGGCAGAAAUCCAUCCCCAGCACUUAUGCCAGCGUCUCGAGAACCUACAUUGCGUGCCACAAAGUCCAUGACUCCAUUGAAUUCGAACUCAGGCUCAGCUGGGGUCGGGCUGAGCUUAAGCGUUCCGCAGAAACCGAUGCUCGAUAGACCAACGUCGUCAUCCACCACGUCUACGAAUCCCUUUGAUAUGAUGCCGCCUGCACAACCUCAAACCGCCCAGUCUACAGGCACGCUGCAUAAUAAGAACCCAUAUAAUGGCACGAACAAUCCUUUCGGAGCUCCUUCGCAGCAAGUCGAUCUCAGCCAGGCGCUCCAGGGUCUGCAUGUGUCAACGUCCGCAUCUCAUCCGACAUUCUUUCCUCAGUCUAAUGGGGUACAUCAAUUACAAAUGUCACAGCAGCAGCAACUGUAUCAGCAGUACAUGUCGCCGUCUGCUCCCGCUAGCCCUCAAAGUUAUCAACCCAUGACCUUCCAGAGCAGCAUGACAUAUCCGCAGCCGAUUUCUUCACUCCAGCAACCCAUGCAGACGGGCUACAACCCGUUCUUCUCCCAACCGUCGAGUCCAGCUCCACCGCCGCAAAAUUUGACCGUGAAAACGGCACAAGGAGGGUUUGCCAAUAAUCCGUUCUUACGAUCCCCUUCGAGAAUAGCAUCACCGCCUCUUAUACAGAUACCGGAACAGGCCCAAUCCAACUUUGCCGAGUCGCCGUUCCUGAGUACAUCACCCCAACCGCUUCCGACACCAUCGAAUCCUUUCUUUACCAACAUGCAUCAGCCGCAGCCGCAAGUACAGCAAUUUGUGCAACAAUCAUAUGCUGUUCAGCAACCCCAACAGCCGUACUACCAGAAACCCCGACAUGACAAGGCUUCGAUAAUGGCGCUAUUUAAUCAACCUGGACAAUACACCCCCAAGCCUGCAGCCACAGAGCCAACCACUGCCCACGGCAAACCAGCAACCACACAGUACGUCACAGCCAAUAACUGGGAAUACGAAUCCAUAUAUGAACCAAACUACGACCCAAUCGGAUCCUUUCGCAUCAAAUAA